Messenger RNA from Scomber scombrus (Atlantic mackerel), 6771 nucleotides. It is a transcript of the gene fam89a, whose product is annotated as family with sequence similarity 89 member A. The record is from RefSeq and is a predicted model, not a curated record. NCBI's taxonomy places the organism in Eukaryota, Metazoa, Chordata, Actinopteri, Scombriformes, Scombridae. Bases 109 to 651 code for a protein of 180 amino acids. The transcript has 3 exons.
UGUUGCUCGUUGUGUUCAGUGCGGGGGGACGGUUGUGUACUCUUGGGACGAAACAGUCGACAUCAACGUAAAUACUCAUAUUAUUACACUCAGCUGCACACGGGGGAGAUGAACGGUAAGUCAGCGAACGGCACAGCGGGAGGAAUGGCCUGUAUUGAGGGUCUACCCCCGCUGCCGAAGAGCCUUAGCGGCUUGCUGAACUCCAGCGGCGGCUCCUGGAGAGAAAUGGAGAGGAUGUAUGUAAAGAAAACCAUGAUCCAGGACGACCUGAGCAGAGGCAGGAACAACGCCGACAACCUCCUGGCAAACAAGCCGGCCAACCUCGACGCUGCUCUGGCUCUUCUACGGAAAGAGAUGGUGGGUUUGCGUCAGCAGGACAUGUCCCUGCUGUGCCAGCUGUGGUCGCUCCACGAGUCCAUCCAGGAGUACAAGGGCAGCUGCCAGGACCUGAGCGCCGCCUCCAGCCUCAGCAUGAUGGAGAACGGCUACUUCGACGAGGAUGACGAGUUUUACCCCGAGCCGGGCGCCACUCCCACCGGGGAACAGCCUGACGGGGAAGUCGGAGACGGGACAGGAGCAAUGGCAGGGGCCAAGAACGGGAGCGGCAUCGGCAAGGACGACAGCUGGGACUCCUUUCACGUCACCAUCUGAGGCCUCGUUCCCAACAUUUCUUCUGUAGACAGAUGCAUAUUUUGAGGGUAAAAGACUUGAGAUAAGCUGGAGGAAGAAAUGACUGGCUCCGUAUACUUUUUGGACCCUGAGAAGGGAGUGGUUGGUUAGAGAUAGUAGCUCGUUACUGUAAUCGACUAUACAUUUAAAUCUCCAGCUUAACUCCAACUCCUCCUCAGGUGAAACAUAUACCUGCUUGUGCUGCAGAAUGUUUUUUCUUUUUUGCAGCGUAAUCAGGAGCUUCAUUAGACUGCGGGCAUUUUUUUGACAAAUGGCCUCCUAAACACCCUGUGAAACACUCAGGAGUUGAGAUGGAUUGUAUUCAAAGACUCCCAAGACUCUGUAUACUCAACAUUUGGCAAUAUAUUAGUUCUUUUUAUUACCAGCUCUGCUGCUGCUUCUAUAUCCAGUGGUUUUGCUCGCCAGUCACCCCUUUUUGGCAGAACUUUUUCUACAUAUUGAUGAACAAAGUUUUAUUAUUUAUUAUAUAAUAUAAAAAACAUGAUCUUUGCUUUCCUUUUUCUCUAUGGAAGUUUUGUACUGAAACUCUACCCAGGUACAAGGGUACAGCAUUUACGGGUUAGAAGUCCAAGGAAUUUGAAAGAAGGCGGGAUUUCUGAACUCUUCAGCCAUCGUGGUGUAAAGAGACGAUCAACUUUUGUGGACAUGUUGACGGAGAUGAUGUGAGCAUUUCUUCUAAGCAUUAAUUGUGACUGUUUAGAGAGACGUAGAAGAGAUCAUCUCAAGAAAGGAGAAGUCGGUGAAGUGCUCACACCUGAAUCCAGAGUAAAAAUGUUUGAACGCAGAGGUCGACCACUUUUCCGACCUUUUUUCAAGAGAGCAGACAUUUGCUCCGAAAUGUGAAAUGUUCAAAAAUGCUGGAGACAGUUUUCGGCUGUCUGCAUAGAAUUGAAACCUGGAAGUCCAGUGUACUCGGCUGCAGAUAGUCUACUUCAAUUAACCUGACUGCGAUGGCGCAUCACAGGCAACUUCGAUGUGUCACUGUUUCCUGACUUGGUGGUUGGUUGGUGUAAAAGGCCCUGAUAGCAUCCGUGUAAUGGUUUGAAACUAUAUAGUUUGUAUCAUGUUUUAGUAUUGCCUUUUUAAUUACGAUACAUCUACAGAGAAGUUCAAGGAUAAUUCUUCUUGAUUACAACUUGGAUUUUAUUAGUAUUGUUUUGGCCAUCACAUAUUGAUAAUAACAUGUACAUGCUUUUUGAAAUCUGGAAAUAUCGAUCUCAGCAAUAUUACAAUAUUAUAUAACCAUAUCCAAUAGAAAUGACAGCAAUUCCAAUAAGUGAGAAAUAUCCUUUGAUAUAUCCAGGUAACAAGUGCUAACCAGCCAGCAUAAAUAGAAAACAGAAAAAAAACUGGAUGAAAUGAGCUUUUUAAAGAGCUUAUUAUUCAGGCCAUUGCUGCAGCCAGCCAUUCACCACAUUACCAGCUUUUAGACUUUUUAUUCUUAUAAGUGUUGCAAAAAGUUGAGCAACAGUGAUCAGCUGUGAUCAACUCACACAAUUUGCACUUGCUAGUUUGAAUGUUUGUUUAAUUAUAAAGGUCACAUUGAGAGAGAAAAAACAACAAAAGUGCAUACAUUUGAUCAGCGGAUGACGGUAAUUGAGUUUAAAAGGUUCAGUUCUAAAGAGGUCUAACAAAUUUGUUGAGUUCGUCUAAGCAGCGUGGCCUUCAGAUGUUGCUCAUUGUGAGAACACGCAGCUGUAGCUCUAAACCUGGUAGCAAUGAUGAAUUACACACAGGGUACUUUCUACUUUGUAUUUUUACAUUAAUCGAUCUCAUCCUAGCAACACAUACUCUGCUGCAUGAUGCGUUUAAACAGGCUAAAGGCCAGUCUGAACAUUAUGUAACACUGGUCGGGUGGAUGUAUUAGGUAUUAUGUCAGUGUUUCAAUAUACCUGCAUACCUUCUAGGACGGGGGUUUUCAAAAGUCUGAGACUGUGGGCCUCCCCUCAGACAAAGCUUGGAAAAAGGUGCCCCUUUCCUGGAUUCCUCUAGGAUCUUGAUUGUUAUUUGAGCCCAUAGACGCUCAACUAUUGAGCCAAGAUUAGCCUCAUUUUGUUGUUUGAAAUAACUUCAGACUUCACCAAAUACAUAAAAAGGUCUAUUUGAAGGCAUUUAUUAGUUUCUGACUCUACAAUUCCCCCAAACUAUCUCUGAACUAUUCCAUUAACCAAAUCACACACAUUUAGGGUAUUCUAUUUGAUCUCCUUUGGAUGACUAAUAUAUAUUUUUUCACUUCCAUUCACUGAGCCUCCCCUCAAAGUGUUUGGAGUCCCCCUCCGACCCCCAGGGAGGCCUGCCUCCCACUUUGAAAACCUCUGUUCUUGUAGGGGCUGUUUAAUUAUGAGCUGUAGUAGACGACCAGUUUUUAUUACUCGUCAAUACUCGUCACUAACAAGAUUGUAGCGUUUUUUUAAUUCAGGAGAACUCGCCUUCAUUAUACGCCUGUGAACAAAAUUUGGAAAAAAACCUUUCUCCUGUACACUGAAAAACACUCUGCCAGUGAAUAUCUGCUCCAUGUUUGAAGGGUGUUUUUUGGUAGAAACGUUCGACAAAAACUCUCCGCAAAGGCAGCCUUACUUUCAACUCUAGGUUGUCUCCAUUGUCCUGCAACAGGCAAAGACGUUUGGAUGUGCAAUACUCUUAACUUAUACUACAUAUGCUUGGUCUUCUUUAAUAUCUAAACUUCAAAAACAACUUCAAAGGUCUCUGCUGACCUUGUAGCAUGUAAAUCCAUUACUCUAAACUACAGAUAACAUUCUGCCAACACCUGCCGUCACUGUGAGAAGGUGUAGACCAGUGCUCUCCAGGAGCAGGGUUGGAGACCACUGGUGUAGACAGUUCAAUUUCUUUCAGUGGCGUGUUGAUUAUUGUGUCUGUAUAGAUCGUGUGACGCCAUCUGUUUGUAGACUUCUCCGUAAAUUGCGUGCUUGUGAAACACGAACCAAAGAAAGAACAGCACCUAACGAACGAAAUGUGUUUGGUUUCAGGCGCAGAACUAAACGGCGUCCUAACCAAUGUCUCUAGAAUGAUUUACGUUUUUCGUAAAAAGGUACAGCACCCGAUGAUAUCUGAUGUCUUGAAGAAUGUCUUUACAAGUCAAUGUGCAACUGAUGAACAGAGUUGGACAGUGACUGUAAGCAUAUUUGUUCUGUCCUUUGAGGACUGACGGUUCAUCGUUGCAUUGAUAACUACGCCUUUAGCGCACUCGAAGAAACCAAUGUUUUACAAUGGAAAACAGUGUUUGAUUUCUUAUACCGUUUUUUGUGAAAGUGAUGUCAAUGACUGACAAGUGAAAGUCUGAAUGAUGCUACAUUUAUUAUAAAACACAUCUGCAAAAAGUUCUGAAGUCACAAGUGUAGGAACAGUAACUAUACAAAACCAGUAAUUACAUGAGGAUGUACAGCAGUGUGACAUUAAAGUAAUAGUUUGACAUUUUGUUCGCUCCUGUUCAACUCGUUAGCUUAUACUUAUACUUUUAGGGUGUUUAUGCAGGACAAGACGAAAUCGACAACACACGAAAGUAGUAGAGCAUUUUCCCCGAAAAUGUCAAACUAUUCCUUUUUAAUCAUUUCUUUCCAAAAUGUGAGGUAAAAUGAAUACCUUUCCUUUCCCAUCAGUUCAAGUUCUGAUCAGUUGCAAGAUGUAUUUUACCUGACACACACCUCUCAAAAACACACCACUACAUUCUGUAUUCUCUUCAUAUCUGUAAUGUAUUUUUUAGCCUCUAAAUAGAACCAGAAAAUGACUUGGAGGCAUUGUAAAAAUAUGAUGGUAUUCGCUCCAUCGUCAAAUAUGUUGAAUGUUUGUUAUUUUCAUGUUUGUUUGAUGAGCCACAACUGAUUUGUCUGUACAGUAAACCUGAAUCUGAAUAUUUGUAUUUCCGUUGUAUGGCUGCAUCCAAUCAACCUAUCCCAAGCUUAAUGCACAUUCGAUUGAACCGUUUGCUAAUCGAUGCCGUUAAAAACACACCAGUAAAAAGUUUUCAUUGGAUGUCUUCACAGUUAGUGCCUUUUGUAAAAACUGUCAGCUCGCAGAUCUGUGGCGUGCUGUUCAAAGAUGGGAGAAUUUGUUCAUAACCGUCGAUCAUUUGACUUGCUUGACAUCGCACUUGGUUUUUAAAGCUGCUACAAGUAGACUUUGAAAGCUGACGACUUUAGCGACCUCCUAAAUCCUUUAGUGGUUCAAUCAAUGCCCCCAUGUAGCAACUACAAAUCCAGAAGUGUCCCAGAAAGAGCAUGUUAGGAACUCAUUGGUUCCAGAUUUGGAUAAAUCUAAAAAGAUUCCUCCUCAUAGUUUCUUACUCAUUCAAAGGCUCUUUUUGCAUUUGGUAGUGUUGAAUUUGUAUUGCUGGCACCCUUUGUCGUUUGAGGUCUUCAUGGUCAGUCAGUUCUCUUGUUCUCUUGGUUUGAUGCCCUCCAGGAACAGCAUGCAUCAAACAUGAACUACAAACUGUCAAGACUCAUUUGAGGCCAGCAUCGUCAGGCACAUCUACACGUAGCAGCUUUGAAUACCAAAACUUGUACCAGCCUUAACAUCAGUCAUAUCGUUUGCAAAAUAAGCAACAUGGUGCACUCCUCACUUGUACAAACAUUCCAAGUGUUCCAGUGAUACGUUUGCACUUGUUUGAGGCUGUUCUGUUUGAAAACCUCCCCAAAACUACCAACUACCUGCUCCUCUUUGAGUUGGUACAACACAGUGACACUACUGUAACUGUAAAUCCAGCACAGUUAGAAGAUGUGGGAGCUUAAAAUCAAAGCACCAGCAAAUUGUUCCCGAAAAUCAUACAUUUCUUUCUUGUACAACCUAAAAAGAUUCCCCUUUUUUCAUGUGGUUAGUGGAAAUGUAAUGUGGUGAUAUCACCUCAGAGGAUACUUGGAAAAAAUGUCGUCUUGUGUUGUUCCCUCCUGGUUAGGAAAUGUCAAGAUAAAUUCACAUGAGGGGAAAAAAAUUAUGCUAAAACGUUUGAACAUAGUUAUACUUGUAAUGUGUAGUUUGGUGGGUUUUUUGUUCAUCUAUCACAUGAUAUUAUGCCUACAUACUUCCAGCGACAACAAUGGAUUUCAUGUAAAUCAGAAAUGUUAUGUUUUGGUGCAAGUCUCUCCAAUUAAAGGGCUUUCUUUCUGGACCCGCCACUUUGCACCAUUGUUGAACAAUCACAUAGAGAAAUCUGUCAUUCAGAACAGCAGAGAGACCAAUUUUUCAGUUCAAGUGGCCUCAAUAGACCAGAUUGCAUUGCAACCACAAAAAUUUGAUGUGUUUUGACUUAAGUGAAGGGUAUCUCUGCUAUCACGGUCACGCCUCAGCAUUUGCACCCAUGCUUAAGUGGUUGUUAAAAGGCAUUCUGGCAUACAUGGGACAUAUUUGGAAGAGGGUGCACCAAAAAGGCAAAUGAUAACACUUGAUGAUAUUUAAUGAUGCGGUUCAGAAGGAAAACUUUCCAUAUAACAUGCUGUGAAAGGAACCCACAUUUCUGCUACCUAAAAUUAUCUUUGCUCCUGAAAAACAGCCUGUAAAUGCAUAAAAACACGUAAAAAUGUCAGUUUUUACAGCCAGUUAUUACUGUUGACAUAUUGGAUUUAUGUUCAGAUUAUAAUCCACCUUUUCUCGUUACCGGCUUUAGCCGUUAAAUUGGUUUGAUAUCGGAAAAGUGAAUUGUCUUAACUUCAUAUUUAUACUGUAUAUCAUUGAUCAUAAUCAUUCAUUAAAUCACAAUUAUAGUGGAAAGAAGGUUUUAAUGUGUUUUGUGUUGCAUAGACAAAAUGAGAGUUUUCACAGAGAAGAUGUGAAGGCUGUCGUUACCGUCCAACCAUUCCUCCUGUUAUUUAAUCCGUGAAUGACCAUACUACUGUUUGUUUGGACGAUAGUCUCCGUGAUCUCUUAUCAUAGUUACUAUACUGAUAUGAAUUUAAUAAAGUGAUUCCAUACAUUUCAGGUUUGGACUGAACUUUUUUCAUUCUUCUAUAUGAAGCACAGUUUGGAUAAUUGACCUUUGACGAAUCACCUCAUACAAACCAUAAAUGAGGCUGGUGGGAAUGUUGUUUAUUCGUUUUGUAUUGGACACAUUUAGGUUUCGAUCUUCCG